UGACACAAGAACAGUCCAGCCUUCCUGGAACGAGGCUGUUUUUAGCGCCUGCAGCUGGAGCUCGUGCUCAGACUGGUUGAAGAUGCCUAUGCUGCUGUUCGCUCUGCUGCUCGCUGCCGGAGUCUCACUGAGCUCCGUCGAGGCUCAAAGCUCCUUCAGCAAACUCCCAGACUCCUACAAGAAAGGAGUGGAGCUCGCAGAGAAAAACGUGAACGCUCACGAAGGCGUCCAGCAUCAUUUUCUCUUCUUUAAAACCAUUCAGAAGUCGCAAAUUGAUGCAGGGUUUGAUGUCGUCUACAUCUACCAUAACUUUUAUCUGAAAGCCACCAAGUGCAAAAGAGGAACUGAGAACGCAGGUGCAACCACAUGCGCGUUUAGGAAUGAUCGGCCUCUGAUAGACUGUGCUGUCUGCUAUAAGACCUACGCUGGAGCAAUUGAGGAAGAACCCAAACCCUAUGUGAGCUGUGUGCAUAAACCUGCUCUCACUGAGGACAUGACGAAAGUCAGAAUAGAGCACUGUAAUAAGAUGGGUUACAGCAGCGGAUCCCCCACCCUGCUGGCUGUCAUAUCCUGAGACCACAUCUGCUGUUUUUCUGCUCUGAAGAGCACGUCAGUGUCCUUUGAUGUGCCUUUACUUGGCCAAACCAACUCUUUUUCAUGCAUAUUUGAUUCAUAAGAACUGAAGUGAUAGUAAUUGUAACAUUUUACCAUUUUAGUCAUCACAGGCUAGCAUCACUGUCACCCUGUGGUCUUGACUAUUUUCCCUGUGACCUAGGCCUAUACAUAAAUAGAUAUUGAAAUGUAUAGUUGCAAUGUAUCUAAUCUUAUAGUCUUUAAAUGUAUAAACCAUGUAUAGGUGAAUAUUAAAAAUCAUAUUAUCCAUAGCUUCAAGGGUAAUAAAAGAACAAACAAAUGACUAUAAUGCAUUGCAGUAUACUUUUAUGUGCAGCUGUUACUUUUUUUGUAUAUGUCUCAUAUGGUCUUAACAUUAAAAAGGUAAUACGGC
Carassius carassius (crucian carp) is the source of this 1006-nucleotide messenger RNA. RefSeq lists its product as uncharacterized. Gene Ontology annotation, molecular function: signaling receptor binding. The coding region runs from base 83 to 574 and encodes 163 amino acids. Gene Ontology annotation, biological process: inflammatory response; regulation of lipid catabolic process. The transcript is spliced from 4 exons. The record is from RefSeq and is a predicted model, not a curated record. Lineage: Eukaryota; Metazoa; Chordata; Actinopteri; Cypriniformes; Cyprinidae.